Messenger RNA from Poecilia reticulata (guppy), 1187 nucleotides. NCBI's taxonomy places the organism in Eukaryota, Metazoa, Chordata, Actinopteri, Cyprinodontiformes, Poeciliidae. The record is from RefSeq and is a predicted model, not a curated record.
GUUCACAUUGUUCAGCACAUGUAUGGCUGUGAGUGGGAUGAUGAGACUGAAGAGGUCAAAGGUUAUGAUCAAUUUGGUUAUGAUGGAGAAGAUUUCAUAACACUGAGCCUGGAGACAAAAUCCUGGGUCGCGCCAACCCGACAAGCYGUCAUCACCAARCAGAAAUGGGAUAGUAAUGUAGCUUUUGAAAGGAAUGAGGAGUCCUACUUAACUGAGAUUUGUCCUGAGUGGCUGCAGAAAUAUGUGAACUAUGGGAGGAGCUCACUGAUWAAAACAGAGCUUCCCUCAGUUUCUUUCCUCCAGAGGACUCCAUCCUCUCCAGUCAGCUGCCACGCUACAAGUUUCUAUCCUGACACAGCAGAAAUGUUCUGGAGGAAAGAUGGAGAGGAGAUUCAUGAUGGUGUGGAAAAAGGAGAAAUCCUCUCCAACCAUGAUGGGACCUUCCAGAUGAGUAUCAACAUUUAUCUGGAAUCUGUUCCACCUGAAGACUGGAUCAAGUACGAAUGUGUGUUUCUGCUUUCUGGAGUCGAGAGAGACGUCAUCAGACUGGAGAAAACAAGAAUCAGGACCAAUGAAUCAGUGAAAAACGUCUCAACAGUGAAUUGCAACACUAUGAACAUCCUUCUUGCUGUUGCCGUGAUUCUCCUUUGUCUCAUUGGUGGAAUUAUUGGAUUCAUUCUUUACAAGAAGUAUACAGGUGAGAAACGGAUAUGGUGUUUUCCUUUCCUUUGUUCUGAUUGUUGUUCUUUAUCCAGUGAGAAUUAGACUUGAUUAAACAUUAAAGCUUUAUAUAAACCUCAUUUAGAAAUGAGUCAAUGCCAUGGUAUGUGUAGCUUUGAUUUAGAUCUAUAUACUUCAUCUAGGUUUAGACCACAAAAACUGCAAAUUAUAAAAAAAGCUAGAAACCCUCAACUCAGACAGAUUAAUUUGAUUCAAAAUGAAUAAACUUWAUCCUUUUUACAGUUGUGAUAUAGUGAAAAAAAAUUAGAGAAUAGUGGUAAAUAUGAUGAGAUAUUAAUUGUCCUGUACUGGAAGGUGAAAACAUGCAUUUCAAUCUAAACAUGUAACAUUUGAGCAGAGAAAGUUCAGUUUGUUCUUCUAAAAGUAAAAAUAUCAGGGGAUCAGCAUUAAUUAUAAUUUCCAAACCAAACUUCAGUCUCAUACAUGCACAGAAUAAAACAACACAU